Messenger RNA from Paralichthys olivaceus (Japanese flounder), 940 nucleotides. NCBI's taxonomy places the organism in Eukaryota, Metazoa, Chordata, Actinopteri, Pleuronectiformes, Paralichthyidae. The record is from RefSeq and is a predicted model, not a curated record.
ACCCUGAACCGUGUGAGCGGACGUUUCGCCUCCCAGCGGAGACUCCCGGUGUUCGUGAGACGGUGACCAGGCCUCGCGGGCUCCUCGCCAUGAGUUACGGAAGGCCUCCCCCGGACGUCGACGGCAUGACUUCGCUCAAAGUGGACAACCUGACGUACCGGACCUCCCCAGAAACCCUCCGGCGGGUGUUCGAGAAGUACGGCCGGGUCGGCGACGUCUACAUCCCGCGCGAUCGCUACACGAAGGAGAGCCGCGGCUUCGCCUUCGUGCGUUUUCACGACAAGCGCGACGCCGAGGACGCGAUGGACGCCAUGGAUGGCGCGCUCCUGGACGGACGGGAGCUCCGGGUUCAGAUGGCCCGGUACGGAAGACCCCCCGACUCCCACAACGGAGGCGGCGGCGGCGGUGGCGGCGGCGGAGGAGGAGGUGGCGGACGGCGAGGAGGAGCGCCCCGGAGGCACGGAGGAGGUUAUGGCCGCCGAAGCAGGAGCUCUUCCCGCAGCCCGAGACAAAGAAGACGCAGCAGAUCCCGCAGCAGGAGCCGCUCUCGUUCCCGCAGCCGAUCCCGCUCCAGCAGAUCCCGCUCCUACUCCAGAUCCAAGUCCCACUCUCCCAGGAACAAGGACACCAAGGCCAAGUCCCAUUCUCGCUCCAGAUCAAAAUCCAAGUCCAAGUCCAAGUCUAGGUCCAGAAGCCACACCCCUGCCUCCAAAAGAGGGUCCAGGUCCAGGUCUAAAAGCCAGCCCAAGUCCGCAGCAGAAAACGGAGGUGAAACCCCGUAGAGAUCUGCACAUCAGCAGCAGUUUCAGGUGAUGACGUCAGAACUUCUUAGACAGGAUCCCACACGAGCGACGUGUCCAGCUGUUAAAGGUUAUUACUGUGUUACCUGUUGCUUUGUUCUUUCACUUAUUUGGCCUCAGUACAGCUUUUUUUUUUUUUU